Molecule: messenger RNA, 1612 nt
Organism: Oncorhynchus kisutch (coho salmon)
Lineage: Eukaryota; Metazoa; Chordata; Actinopteri; Salmoniformes; Salmonidae
Product: pentraxin fusion protein
Exons: 3
Coding region: 117-809 (230 amino acids)
Source: RefSeq, a predicted model, not a curated record
UUUGGGUUAUCAGUGUCACAUGUUUUGAAAUGGAUUUCUAAGAGUUUGGGUGAGUGUAUAUAUACUGUACAGUUUGAGAGGCACACUAGGUAACCAUUUGAUAAGGCGGAUCAACAAUGGCUCUGUGGGAUAAAAUGGGGCUGCUGGCAACUCUUCUCAUCUUUGGUGUCUCUCUCUCCUUAGCUUCUGCAGAGAGGCCCAUGAGAAGAUCCUUGGUGUUCCCAAAGGAAAAUGACAACAGCUACGUGGAGCUGGUCCCUCAGAAGGAUCUUGACAUGGGAGCCUUCACCCUGUGCAUGCGGGUGGCCACAGAACUGGCAAAGGGCAACCGUGAGAUCAUCUUGUUCGCCUACCGUACACUGUACUACGACGAGCUCAACAUGUGGAGAGAAGCUGACGGCAGGUACGGUCUGUUUAUGAGUGGGGAAGGGGUCUUCUUCCACCUACCUGAGCUCAACACCUUCCAGACCCACCUCUGUCUCACCUGGGACUCGAAGUCAGGUAUGGCCGCGUUCCACGUAGAUGGGAAGAGGAGCAUUAGGAAGAUGUAUAAACCAGGACACAAAGUGCAGAAUGGAGGUAAGGUCAUCCUGGGACAGGAUCCAGACUCUUUCCUGAAGGACUUUGACAGCAAGCAGAGUUUCGUCGGAGAGAUCACAGACGUCAACAUGUGGGACUACGUGCUCUCCGAUGCCAUGAUAGAGGCUUUGCAUGUUGGGAAACGUAUUCCCAGAGGGAACAUUUUUGACUGGGAAACCAUAGAGCUCAUAGUCAAUGGGAACGUCAAGGUGAUCACUGAAGAGUUGUAAGUUGUCCCCAAGGAACCAACAACAUGCUCUCCAUCCAGGGGUGCUGCACUGCGGCCUGCGGUGCAGUGCUGCACUGCGGCACUGCGGCACUGCGGCCUGGCUUGAUCCUGUGCUCUGUGUGUCAGUGUGAUGUACGUUAUCUGAGGGAGUUAAGAAAUUACAGAAAAUUCAUAUGGAGAAUAAAGUUGUAUUAGUUUGAGUCCCUGUCUCAUCUCAACAAAUAUAAAGUUCCCAACGGGCACAUAGCAUAUGUUUUUUAUUUGUGCGUGUGUGGGGGUGUGUGUGGGGGGGGGGGUUGACAUUUGAACACUGACGUAAUCGCAUAGAUAAACAGCAGGGGGCAAUCCAUUAUACAUUUUGACUGAUGACAACGGGGGUGUGCAGAAUUUAAAGGCAAGUCGAGACUAACUGAUUCACAAAUCACCUUGCAUCAUAAAUAACUACUCAAUAUUAUUUGCAGAUCAGUCAGUCAGACACUAUUUACCUAUGAAUAGGGUGGCAGGUAACCUACCAGUUAGAGCGGCGAGGUUGCCAGUUCGAAUCCUUGGUCAAUAAGAAAACUCUGGCACGAAGUGAGCUGGCAACCAGAGGGUUGCUGGUAUCAGAUCCUAGAUAACAUUGCCUGCCCUUGAGCAAGGCACAUAACCCCCCACAACAACAGCUCCACAGGUGCCCAGUGUGGCAGCUCCCUACACCUCUCCAAAACAUGUAUGUGUCUAUCAGAGGGGUUGGGUUAAAAGCUGAAGUAACAUUUUGGUUGGACCUUGUGUGUUAUUGACCAAUAAAGUGAUCCUAAUCUUAAA